Messenger RNA from Gossypium arboreum, 1675 nucleotides. RefSeq names its product chaperone protein dnaJ A6, chloroplastic-like. The transcript has 8 exons. Gene Ontology annotation, biological process: protein refolding; response to heat. The record is from RefSeq and is a predicted model, not a curated record. Gene Ontology annotation, cellular component: cytoplasm. Gene Ontology annotation, molecular function: ATP binding; heat shock protein binding. NCBI's taxonomy places the organism in Eukaryota, Viridiplantae, Streptophyta, Magnoliopsida, Malvales, Malvaceae. The coding region runs from base 245 to 1552 and encodes 435 amino acids.
AAUAGCUUCCGCAGGUUAGUGUCCUGUUGGAGUCUUUAUGUCAUUUCUUCCACUUCGUAGCGAUGGGAUCUCUCGAGUGUUUAGUCAAAAGCAAAGCAUUGCUCUGCUUUCAAACGUUUCCUUCCACCACCCAUCUCUGCCCCAAGGCAGGAAAGGCGCCUCUCGCAGUUCAUUAUUCAGCUACCAACAGUGGAACCCAUAGCCUAAAAGCUUGAGAAGAAGAGCCAUAUUUGGUAGUUUCAGUAUGGCGACGGCUAUACCUUGUGGAAACACAGUGGUGACUGGGCUUGGACCGCGGCUUUUGUCAAGCUUGAAUACCAACAAAUGGCGGAUAUCUCAAGCGCGUGUUUCAACUGAGAUAGAAGCGUUAUCAUUUUCAAGUUCAAGCAUUUUUCCUCAAAAUUUGACGCAUUUGUUAUUCAAUUCAUGGUCACCUAAAAUCCCAUGUCACCACUUGGCAAGGCGUCUGAUUGUCAAAGCUGCUCGGGACUACUAUUCCAUCCUUGGAGUAUCUAAAAAUGCCAGCAAAUCAGACAUAAAAAGCGCUUAUCGAAAACUCGCCAGGAAUUAUCAUCCUGAUGUGAACAAGGAAGCAGGAGCUGAACAGAAAUUUAAGGAGAUUAGUGAAGCUUAUGAGGUCUUGUCAGAUGAUAAGAAGCGUUCUAUAUACGACAGAUAUGGUAAAGAUGGUCUUAAAGGUUCUACUAUGGACAUGGGGGACUUUACCAAUCCAUUUGAUCUAUUUAGCUCAUUUUUCGACAUGGACAUCAGAAAUAGAGGUGCAAGAAAUAUGGCCGCAGAUGGCGAAGAUCUAAUUUGCAAUCUAGUCUUGACUUUCAAGGAAGCUGUCUUUGGGGUAGAAAAAGAGAUCGAUGUGUCCAGGCUUGACAACUGUACAACCUGUGAUGGUUCAGGUGCAAAGUCAGGGACCAAGGCAUAUACUUGCACCACAUGUGGUGGGCAAGGGCAAGUUGUCUCAUCAUCAAGGACUCCGCUGGGUGUCUUCCAGCAGGUAAUGACAUGUUCUGCCUGUAGUGGGACUGGGGAAACAUUCACUCCUUGUGACAAAUGUGGCGGCGAUGGAAGAGAGAGGAAAUCAAAGAAGAUUAGCCUGAAGGUGCCUGCUGGGGUUGAUUCCGGUAGUCGAUUGAGGGUCAGAUCAGAGGGCAAUGCUGGAAAGAGAGGGGGUGCUCCUGGUGAUCUUUUUGUUGUCAUUGAAGUGAUCCCAGACCCUGUACUGAAACGGGAUGACACGAACAUCCUCUAUACAUGCAAGAUUUCAUACAUUGAUGCAAUCUUGGGGACAACAGUGAAGGUACCUACAGUUGAUGGAUCGGCCGAUCUUAAAAUCCCUGCCGGUAUCCAGCCUGGAACAACCUUGGUGAUGUCAAAGAAAGGAGUGCCGUUGCUGAACAAAGGCAGAAUGAGGGGGGACCAAUUAGUGAGAGUGCAGGUGGAAAUCCCAAGGCAGCUAAGUGAUGAAGAAAGGAGGCUCGUUGAAGAACUAGCCAACCUGAAGAAAACCAAGACUUUGAAUGGUAGCAGGAGAUAAGAGGGUAUAUUAGCAUAAGCAUUUUUCCUGGAAUUCAUGUAUUUCUUAUAUUACAAGUUUCUGACAAAUUUAUACCACAAUUAUGAUAAUUGACAAAUUCAUUAUUAGAAAGAUCUAUACAAA